Aspergillus pseudotamarii is the source of this 2095-nucleotide messenger RNA. Its product is annotated as cytochrome P450. Bases 296 to 1822 code for a protein of 508 amino acids. The transcript has 3 exons. NCBI's taxonomy places the organism in Eukaryota, Fungi, Ascomycota, Eurotiomycetes, Eurotiales, Aspergillaceae. Gene Ontology annotation, molecular function: heme binding; oxidoreductase activity, acting on paired donors, with incorporation or reduction of molecular oxygen; monooxygenase activity. The record is from RefSeq and is a predicted model, not a curated record.
GAGGAAGGAAAACGCCCCACUACACCGCAUAAUGUAAAUCUGUAGAGCACAUCCGAUUGCAAUAGUGUCAUGUACAAAGGCACAACGGUAAUUAGAAUAACAGAAAGGACAAGGAACAAGAUUCCGGUGGGCGAGAAACGGUUCAAAUGGGCAUGCAUGACUCUCGUUCCCCGUCCGGAGUCCGUGCUGCAGCGACUACUUGUGCUGAGCGCAAGGGUCUGGUGCAAUAUGAUAGACGUCCUCAUCCCAAGACAACCACAAGUUAGAUGUCCCAUAUUGCUCGCUCCUUUAGACCAUGACGAACACUGCGUCAAGAGAGCUCAUUCGGGCCAUUAAGGACGUUCCGCUCACCUGCUGGAUCCUCGCCGUGGGUGGCGCCUGGAUUGCGAGUAAAUUUGUCCAGAUCAUUCAAACGGCAUAUUUCAGUCCUCUUCACAAGGUUCCUGGUCCCUGGUAUGCACGCUUGACAAGCGCUCGGCUUGCCUGGGCAUCAUUUGCCAACAAUCGCAUUUAUUAUGUGCAAUCCCUCCACGAUACGUAUGGACCUAUUGUGCUCAUCGGCCCCGAGGAGAUCGACAUAGCCGAUCCCGUGGCUGCUAAACAAAUCCACCGUAUGGGCUCGGGGUUCGUCAAAGCUCCCUUUUACAAGCUGCUCUCCCCCGGUCCGGUUGAUAACAUCUUCAAUUUCCGCGAUGCCAAGCUGCACAGCACCCGACGCAGGCUGUAUGCUAGGGGCUUCACUUUGAAUAGUUUGCGGCAAUUGUGGGAGCCGACGAUUCGCACCAUUGUUGCGCUGACUGUGGAGAAAAUUCGCCAGGACGCGCAGCAGGGCGAAGCGGAAAUCCUAGGUUGGUGGACUUUGAUGGCCAACGAGACUGUGUGCAGAUUGACCUUCAAUGGCGGACAUGAUACGGUGCGCAAUGGAACCAAGGAUCCCUUCGUCCUAAUGCUGGAACGUCGCAUGGGCGACCUAGCGCAUCUGCUACAGCAUUUCGCCCCACCGCUGUACUAUCUAGGUCGCCUGCUUGGACGCGGGGUGCCCCGGCUACACGACAUCUUCUUCUCGCAGGAGACGAUGUUUGAAGCAGGAAAGGGUGUCGUGGCAAUUGCCCGCGGUGCACGCGAUGCCGACGGAGACCGGAAUCUGUUCGUCAAAGCCCUGGCCGCAGGUGAUUUGGAGAGCAAGAUCGGCGGCCUCAAUGACACGGAAAUCAUCACCGAUGCCGGGGCGUUGCUGCUGGCUGGAUCGGACCCCACUGCAUUAUCUCUGACAUUUCUCAUCUGGUGUGUGCUGAAUCGCCCCCAACUGCAGGUUGAUCUUGAGUCUGAAGUUGCGGGACUGCAGGGGGAUAUCACCGAUGCUGCCUGUGCAGACCUGCCAAUCCUCAAUGCCGUGAUACAUGAAAGUCUCCGUUUGUAUGGACCGGCCCCUGGGCCGAUGCCUCGCAGUCCGCCCUCAGACGGUGCCACCCUGUGUGGGUAUUACAUCCCUCCUUCGGCCGUGGUCGUUACGCAGAACUGGAGCCUCCACGGGAAUCCAAAGGUGUGGAAAGACCCUCAUACGUUUGACCACACGCGGUGGCUGCCGGGAACGUCGCUAUCAGAAGAGGCGAAGAUGUCAUUCAAUCCCUUCGGCCAGGGGGCACGUCAAUGUCUAGGCAUUCAUCUUGGCUGGAUGCAGCUGCGUCUCGCUACGGCCUCAUUUUUCCGUCGCUGCCCAGGAGCCAAAUUGGCACCUUCCACUACUCCGGAGAGCAUGGUCAUGAUCGAUAGUUUCAUUGCCGGUAUGCCCAAGGCGCGGCGCUGUGCGAUUCAGUUGUAGUGUUUAUGUUGGAUGGCGGAUGGGUUGAGGGAGCAUGGGAACAUUUCGAUUUUCAAAGCGCUACGUUGAAUAAAGCUCUGCUAGAUAGUACACGGACAAACUCUAUUAUGUGUGGGAUGUUCACACUGGAACCAAAAUGGUAUUACUAGCAGUUGGUUCGAUGGUGCGGCUGCCACUAGGGAAUUGUAACCUAGUACAACUUAUGACAUCUGUAUUUGCCUUGACUAGGAUAUGACUUUCAAACCUUCACAAACCAAAAUAGGACCCGUUUAC